Paramormyrops kingsleyae is the source of this 3046-nucleotide messenger RNA. RefSeq names its product sorting nexin family member 21 (gene snx21). The record is from RefSeq and is a predicted model, not a curated record. Gene Ontology annotation, molecular function: phosphatidylinositol phosphate binding; protein binding. Gene Ontology annotation, biological process: protein transport. Gene Ontology annotation, cellular component: early endosome membrane. Lineage: Eukaryota; Metazoa; Chordata; Actinopteri; Osteoglossiformes; Mormyridae.
CAUUACGGUAAACCGAACACUCCCUCUGAGAUAUAUUCCGCACUCCCGACUCAUGCAACAGUUCGCGCAAGUUGGAGUAAAUUAAAUCAGUCGUCUUAACUCGUUACUCUGAUUUAAAACAUAGUGCUGUUCGGGUUCUUCAGGAGGAUACAAUGGUGGGCAGGUGAGAUGGCAUCCAAGCUCUUGGACAGACUCCGGCGCACGCUGUUCAAGGAGGGUGCGAUCCCUGCUGACCUAGAAAGCAAUGAGGACUUUCCAGAAAGUUCCGAGCUGGAGGAUGACACAGAGUAUGUGUCGGCGCGGCUGGGAGGAACGCUCAGCUUCGAGGCUGAGAGGGCGCUGGAUUCUGAGGACCCAGGCGAGACCUCGGGGGUGGACAGCGACUCAGAUUUUUUUGCAGAAUCGCUGGAGAACGGGUCCUGCAGCACAGAUGCCAGUCCAGUCGGCCUACCAUCUGGAGGGACAUCCUUGCUGACCAGGCAGCUGCAGGAGAGCUGGCGCAGCUUGCGUUCCCGCAGCCUCCCAGAGAAGCUGGUGUUUGAGGUGACCGACGCCAGUGUGGUGCAGGAGGGCACUUCUAAAUACGUGCUCUACACCAUCCACGUGAUCCAGUCGGGGACCUUCGACAAGACGCCGGCGGUGAUCGCACGACGCUACACUGAUUUUGCACGGCUCCACAGGCGCCUGCGUCGCCAUCACGGAGAGGAGAUGGAAGGCGUGUGCUUCCCCCGCAAGAAGCUGCGGAGGAACUUUGUGGCUGAGACCAUCGCUAAGCGCAGCCGGGCCUUCGAGCAGUACCUAGCGCACCUGCAUUCCCUGCCAGACCUGCGGCAGUCCCCCAUUUUCCUCCAGUUCUUCUACCUGGGUGACCUGCGGGCAGGCCAGAUGCUGCUGCGGGCGGGCCAGUACAGAGAAGCCUUAGGCACCUUGCAGAAUGCACUCCGGCUUCAGGAGAAGUUGGGGUGCCAGCAGCAGCAAGAUCCGCAGCAACGGACCCACUGGAUCUUCAACUUGUUGGCACUGGUGGCCUGUUUCCAGGAGCUGGAGCAGCUGGGUGAGGCCCAGGAGCACUGCGACCGUGCCCUGCAGGACCUCACCCCAUCCCAAGAUGCCCUGCAGCAGCAGCAGUUCCACCCUCUGCUCAUCCCACUUCUCCAGGCUAACGUCAGGCUGUCUUGGAAGAUCUCCAAGGACAAGCGUCGGUGGGAAGCCCUUUUGCAGGAGCUCCAGGACCGCGGGGUAGACGUAGUAAACCAGCCAAGCUUGAAAGAGUACCUCACAAAGGAAGAGCUGGAGGGUGGUGAGGGGGAGGCUAAACACAGAGCUAGAGACGACACCAUCUAAAAUACUUACCCAGGUGUUCAGAAUUAGUUAAGCAUCCAGAUAUAUGCCAGAGCACUACAGGAACGUACACAAGCACAGUGCUGCUCUUCUGCUUCACGUAGGCACCUGCUAAGAUGCUAAGAAGCCACUUCAUGUUGCUGUAGAGCACAGCUGAAGAGGAAGCACUUUUGAUAUAUCUCUUCAUUCUUUAUGAACUUUCCUCUUAGACUUUUGCAAAUGACACUACUCCAUUGAUGUACAUUUUGCGUAGGUAAAUUAUGUAGCAAAAUGUAGCGGAGCCUGUUACAGUUCUGUGUUCACAGCUAAUGUUCUGAUUUUCUUUCCUGGGUCAUAUUUGAUGAAGGGAUAUGUUACAGAAUAUAAAGGGAAAUAUAUGUGGGUAAAGCCACUCGCAAAACUAAUGAAAUUAAAGGAAGGUGUUUUUAGAAUUUUUAUUUUUUGGUUGUGUGCCCUGUGAUGGGCAUGACAUCCCAUUCAGGGUGUAUCCCAGCCAUGUGCUCCAGGAUUGAUUUUUUUUUUUCCCCCCACACAAUGCUGGGAUGGUUUUAAAGUGCUAGUGAACUUUUGCUCCAAAGGUCAUUCAGUUUUGAUGUACUCUACACAAGUACUAGUGUCCUUGGUGGAAAUUUUAGUAUGAUUUUUCAAAUGGUUUUGGCAUUUAACUUGUCUGAUAGUUUUGAUUAGGGACAGCUGAACUGUAAUAGUAAAUCUACUGUUAAGUAGUGCAGACGUCUAAGUUGGGAUUGGUUAAGUAUACUAGGUUCCAAUAGGAAUUUACAUUUUUUUUCAAGUAGAUUUUGAUUUCAAAAAGGCUGUACUGUUUACUAGCUUUCUAUUUGAUGAAUAAUUUUACUUUUAAGAAUAUCGUUUGAGAAUUGCGUCACAGUCUUGAACCCCGAUCUGGCAGUCACUCACCUCUGCACAUAAUAUGGCUUUCUGAGGUACUCUGAAAACAUGGCUGUGCAUUUCAGUUAAUAGAAUACAGUCCGUUUGCACUGUUUGCUGUGAACCUGACUAGCAUUUAGAAAAACUGCUGCUACUCAUUUUAUUACACAUGCUCUAGAGUGAAAGUCUUUGCACAAGUAUAAAAGUGUCGUGCUCAUUUGCACUUCUGGCAUUGGUGUGGGUUUUUUUUGGGUGGGUGGGUUAGGUGACUGAAUUUUCAGUAGCUGAUGGAGUUCUAUGCUAUUCUGAUUUUUGCUGUUUUGUGUUACAUUUUUAAAGGUGUUAUUUAGUACUUUUGUAGGUAUGAUAUCAGUGCUGCAUUCAUGUUUGUAUCACGCAUUCUACUCCUUCAUUGCACAUUCAGUAGUCACUAGGAACGGUUUGUCGUGUGGGCUUCCAUGUCAUACGCAAUGGGGCUUAUAUUUGCAUUUUCCCUCCAUCUUGUUAAAGGAUAUGAAAAUAAGCUGUUCAGCUGACGUGGAAAUAGUUUAUCAACAUGGCAUUAGAAAAAAUACUGGCAUUAAGUUAGCGGAAGCUUGUUAUUGGUUUCCUUGCUGUAGUGCCUUUGCUCCUUCUACAUCUCCGUCUUUAAUGAAUGUGAUCUUAAUUUUUGUGAACACUCAGUUUUAGAUAGGGUGCAAAAGUUUUACAAACCUAUAACAUUUGCAGUAUUUUUCUACAUGUAUUGUUUAUGGCUUUACCCUUUAGAGCUUCAGAGUGGUUUGAAUUAUAUUUCAAUAAACUGUUUUAAAAAAUA